Molecule: messenger RNA, 1560 nt
Organism: Oppia nitens
Lineage: Eukaryota; Metazoa; Arthropoda; Arachnida; Sarcoptiformes; Oppiidae
Product: cholinesterase 1-like
Exons: 4
Coding region: 1-1560 (519 amino acids)
Biological process (GO): acetylcholine catabolic process; choline metabolic process
Cellular component (GO): plasma membrane
Molecular function (GO): acetylcholinesterase activity
Source: RefSeq, a predicted model, not a curated record
AUGAUAAAGGUAGAAAACGGUCGAAUCAACGGUCGAACCCAAUCAUACAACGGUACAGAAGUUGAGGUCUAUUUAGGCAUUCCGUACGCCAAACCACCGGUCGGUGAGCUACGAUUCAGGCGUCCGGUUCCGGCAACAAAAUGGUCGCAGCCGUUAGAUGCCUAUCAAUGGCCGGCACCCUGUCAACAGGGACCGGUUGGUUUGAUGUUUAUGCAUAACAAAAAUGUCAGCGAAGACUGUCUCUAUCUGAAUGUAUUCAACUCAAAGUCGUCGGUAAACAAUAGCCGAAAACUAGCGGUAAUGGUUUGGAUACACGGCGGCGGGUUUGUUAUUGGAUCGUCCGGCGAAAGAGUCUACAAUCCAUUGUUGUUGGCCAAACAGGGAGAUGUCAUUGUUGUCACUAUUAAUUAUAGAUUAGGAAUGUUAGGUAUGCUUAACGGAGGUACUGAUGAAGCACCGGGCAAUAUGUUUGUCUGGGAUCAGAUACAAGCACUAGAAUGGAUACAAAAAAAUAUUGAUAAAUUCGGUGGCGAUCCUAAUAGGGUUACCAUAUUUGGCGAAAGUGCUGGCAGUGUAUCGGUUAGUGCACUGAUAUUAUCACCGAAAAGUCGCAAUUUGUUUCAAAAUGCAAUUAUGAUGUCCGGCUCUACAGCUAUCUAUAAUGGCAUAUCAGACCAGAAAGAUAGUAUACAGUAUUGGCUAAAUCAGGCCAAAUCAGUGGGAUGUAGUAGUAGUGGUGAUAAAUUAAGUAAACGUAGAGUCAAAUUUAGUAAAUCACUAAUAGACUGUCUGCGUCAGGUGCCGGCAGAUAAAUUGGCAUUAUAUCCCAGUUCACCAUUUGAUAUUAACGGUAAAAUAAUACCCAUAGCAGUCAAUGAUGGACAGCUAUUAACCGACGAUGUUAUGAAAAUGUUGGAAAAGGGUGAACACAAACACAACUUUAGUCUAUUGAUUGGUAAUACCGGCGAUGAGGGAUCAAUACUGUUGGCACUGUUUAUCGAUCCGAAAACAUUUAAUUUUUUUACACCCAAAAAGUUUACAUACAGUAAAGCUUAUGAUUUUUUAAAAAAGUUUUCGUCACAUCUUCCAACUAACCGUCCCAUCGAUGGCGAACUAGUAGCCAAACUCUACUAUACCGGACUGUCCAAUAAAACUGACGACGAUUUUUUGAUCCGUACAAUUGGUCUGGCAUUUGGUGAUUACGCCAUGACCUGUCCGACCAUUAGAUUUGGCAAACAAUUGGCUAAAAAUAAUAAUAAUAAUAACAAUGUGAAUGUCUAUCAAUACUAUUAUAAUACCAAAAUAGUUGAUCCGACAAAAACAGGUGACAAAUGGUUAGCAUCGUUAUGUACCAAAUGGAUGGGUGCCUGUCAUGCAACCGAUAUCCUCCCAGUCAAACCGGGUGUUGUGGAUAAUAACGAUUGGCCACAAUAUUAUUCAAUGAACAGUCGCUUAAUUGCACCGUACUAUGAGUUUACUGAUCAACCAAAUCCAGUGACUAAUUAUAAUAAUAAUUUAAAAGCUAAUUAUUGCGAUAAUCUAUGGAAUCAAUCAAAUUAA